Molecule: messenger RNA, 782 nt
Organism: Mytilinidion resinicola
Lineage: Eukaryota; Fungi; Ascomycota; Dothideomycetes; Mytilinidiales; Mytilinidiaceae
Product: peptidyl-prolyl cis-trans isomerase B
Exons: 6
Coding region: 1-627 (208 amino acids)
Biological process (GO): protein peptidyl-prolyl isomerization; protein folding
Cellular component (GO): fungal-type vacuole; endoplasmic reticulum
Molecular function (GO): peptidyl-prolyl cis-trans isomerase activity
Source: RefSeq, a predicted model, not a curated record
AUGGCUUCUCUACAGAGACUCGUUAUCUCGGUGCUGCUGAUUCUCACCGUUACUUUUGUCUUCUUCGCGCAGGCGUCUGAAGGAGCGAAGGGGCCAAAGAUCACCCACAAGGUGUACUUUGACAUUGAACACGAUGAUAAGCCCCUUGGACGUAUCGUGAUUGGUCUUUAUGGCAAGACGGUGCCAAAGACAGCGGAGAACUUCCGCGCUUUGGCUACCGGAGAGAAGGGCUUCGGAUAUGAGGGCUCUACCUUCCACCGAGUGAUUAAGAGCUUCAUGAUCCAAGGUGGUGACUUCACCAACGGCGAUGGUACCGGCGGGAAGUCCAUUUACGGCAACAAGUUCCCGGAUGAGAACUUCAAGUUGAAGCACAGCAAGAAGGGCCUCCUCAGCAUGGCCAAUUCGGGCAAGGACACCAACGGCAGCCAGUUCUUCAUCACCACUGUUGUCACCUCCUGGCUCGACGGGCGCCACGUCGUCUUCGGCGAGGUGCUCGAGGGCUACGAGAUCGUGGACCAGAUCGAGAACGUCCCCAAGGGCGCGGGAGACAAGCCGUCCAAGACCGUCAAGAUUGCCAAGAGCGGCGAGCUCGAGGUCCCAGAAGAAGGUAUCCACGUGGAACUCUAAGCCAGCCGGGCCACCGUCUGUCUGCUCUGACAACGCUGAUAAUUGACCUUCUGAAGAAGACUUGUUCGGAUCAGCAGACGCUGCUGUCCCCGGAGACGACCUGGAUGUCACGGUAUCGCGGCAACCGUCGCCGGAAAAGGUAGCAGAAACGGGCG